Messenger RNA from Rhinocladiella mackenziei CBS 650.93, 684 nucleotides. RefSeq lists its product as uncharacterized. Gene Ontology annotation, molecular function: FAD binding. Lineage: Eukaryota; Fungi; Ascomycota; Eurotiomycetes; Chaetothyriales; Herpotrichiellaceae. The transcript is spliced from 2 exons. The record is from RefSeq and is a predicted model, not a curated record. The coding region runs from base 1 to 684 and encodes 227 amino acids.
AUGGGUGGAAACACGGGGAUUCAAGACGUUUACAAUCUGGCGUGGAAACUGGCUUACAUUCUCAACGACAAGGCGUCUACUGGUCUUCUGGACAGCUACAACCUGGAACGAGUGAGAUCGUCCGGAUGGACUGUCCAGCAAGCCUACUCCCGCUGCGUGAAUCGUGUCCUCAAGGACCCUAGUGUUCCCCAUGACAAAGAGCUGCCCGACGAGACGGUGGAAAUCGGCUAUCGCUAUCCGGAGGGUGCACUCAUCACCGACGGUCCGGUGGAUCCUCAAGACCAGUGGGAGGAUCCCUACGUGCCUCGAACCACCGUGGGCUCCAGAAUUCCUCAUAAGGUGUCGGAGGAUACAUCCGGCAACAAGCUAUCCAGCUUGGAUCUCAUAAAGCGCAACUUUGUGGUUCUCACCACCAGUGCUUACUCACCUUGGUUAGAUGCUGCGAGACGACAAGAUUUUGAGGUCGACGCCAUCUCGGUCACGGAGACGUCUCGGCUGGUCAAAGACCCAUCUGGGGAAUUGGCAAAGGUUUUGAAGCUUAAGGAGGGGCAGGCGCUGCUCAUUCGUCCGGAUGGAUAUAUCGCCUGGAAAAUGACAGCCGCCGUGGAGAACCUUGCUGAUCAGCUGGGGAUGGUCCUACAAAGAAUCUUGAGGCCUAAUUCGAUGACUAGAACCCGUCUAUAG